AUGUCCUUCGACAGGCUCUCUUCACUUGAGUCGCAACCGACCACCACCCGACGCCAGGACGAUGCGCAGUACAGAGAUGACCCCGAGUUCCAGAGCUUCACGGAGUCGUUAUCUACCAAACUUUUUGAACUGAUCUCGAACAUCUCUCGCCUGUCCAACCAACUCGCCAAACGAGAUACCGAUCGAGUUAGAGAAAGGGUACAUGAUCUUCUCGAAGAGACCCGCGAAGGCUUUAAGGAGGCGGGAGAAGGGAUCAAGAGAGCACAAGCCUGGCCGGAUCUCAAUCCUGCGCAAAGAUACACAAAUCAGAAACUAUCACGCGAAUUCGCAUCUGCCCUAUCCGAGUUUCAAGUUGUGCAAAGAAGAGCAAUAGAGAAAGAAAGAGCAUCGAAAGCUGCUCUCGAAGAAGCUGCCUCGGCUCAAUCACCUGGAGCGGAAGGACAGCAACAGCUGCAGACUUUGGAAGAGCCCCGAUUGGCCCAACAGGAUGAAGUCGACUAUCAAGAGAACUUGAUUAUUGAACGAGAAGGAGAGAUUCGCCAGAUUGAGCAAUCCGUGGGGGAAUUAAACGAACUUUUCCGUGAUGUCGCCACCCUUGUACGAGAUCAAGGCGAUCUGAUCGACGCCAUUGAUGUCAACGUCGAAACUACGCUGACCGAUACACGAGGAGCCGAUGUGGAACUAAGAAGUGCCAGUCGCUACCAGAAAGCUGCUCGCAACAAGGCUUGCUGUUUAUUGUUGAUUCUAGCCAUUGUCCUACUGAUAGUGGUGUUGGCCGUUGUUCUGGGGUGA
This is a messenger RNA of Capronia epimyces CBS 606.96, 792 nucleotides long. Its product is annotated as syntaxin 7. Gene Ontology annotation, cellular component: endomembrane system; membrane; SNARE complex. Gene Ontology annotation, biological process: vesicle fusion; intracellular protein transport; Golgi to vacuole transport. The coding region runs from base 1 to 792 and encodes 263 amino acids. NCBI's taxonomy places the organism in Eukaryota, Fungi, Ascomycota, Eurotiomycetes, Chaetothyriales, Herpotrichiellaceae. The record is from RefSeq and is a predicted model, not a curated record. Gene Ontology annotation, molecular function: SNARE binding; SNAP receptor activity. The transcript is spliced from 2 exons.